Molecule: messenger RNA, 357 nt
Organism: Torulaspora delbrueckii
Lineage: Eukaryota; Fungi; Ascomycota; Saccharomycetes; Saccharomycetales; Saccharomycetaceae
Gene: TMA17
Product: Tma17p
Exons: 1
Coding region: 1-357 (118 amino acids)
Biological process (GO): proteasome regulatory particle assembly
Molecular function (GO): protein-macromolecule adaptor activity
Source: RefSeq, a predicted model, not a curated record
AUGUCAGCAGGAGGUAUCAAGAGACCAGUGCAAAUUGAAGAGUUCAAGACGGCUAUUGGCGACAUGUCGAGUGAAGAGCUUGCACAUCUGAAACAAGAGAUCGAGAACUGUUCUUCACACUUAAACCGUUCGAACGCCCGUUUAAACAAAUACAUAGCCAAGUUAGAAGGUCGUCAUAAGCCUGGGGAGGACGAUGAAGAGGAUGAAGAGUUACAGAAUAUUGAAGAGGGCGAUUUACAACUUUACCACGACUCAUUGCAUGAGAACGAGAUCCUUUUAAAGAACUAUAACGAGAGACUCGAAGCAUUGCAUCAGGAAAACUUGUACAGGUCCAGUGGUCGCAAAGCAGCUGGCUAA